AUGGCCAAGCUCAACAAAGCCAUGCUUGCACUUCUCCUCCUCAUCAUCCUUGAGCUUGAUGCCAUUAAUGGAGGAUCAUGCAGUGCUGGAACUCAAACCAUAGACUGUAUUGGCAAAUGCCAAUAUAGAUGCAGUAAAGCAUCAAGGCACAAUAUGUGCAUAAACGCUUGCAUGGUAUGCUGUGAAAGAUGCAACUGUGUUCCUCCUGGAACUUCUGGGAACAGAGAUGUUUGUCCCUGUUAUGCUAAAAUGAAAACUCAUGGUGGCAGACUCAAGUGUCCUUAA
Molecule: messenger RNA, 285 nt
Organism: Dioscorea cayenensis subsp. rotundata (Guinea yam)
Lineage: Eukaryota; Viridiplantae; Streptophyta; Magnoliopsida; Dioscoreales; Dioscoreaceae
Product: gibberellin-regulated protein 2-like
Exons: 2
Coding region: 1-285 (94 amino acids)
Source: RefSeq, a predicted model, not a curated record